This is a messenger RNA of Branchiostoma belcheri (Belcher's lancelet), 1493 nucleotides long. RefSeq lists its product as uncharacterized. Gene Ontology annotation, biological process: protein deubiquitination. Gene Ontology annotation, molecular function: cysteine-type deubiquitinase activity. The record is from RefSeq and is a predicted model, not a curated record. Lineage: Eukaryota; Metazoa; Chordata; Leptocardii; Amphioxiformes; Branchiostomatidae. Bases 324 to 1493 code for a protein of 389 amino acids. The transcript is spliced from 2 exons.
CCUGCAUGGGGGUUGUGAUUACGAAUUAUGCAACAUUUUCGCCGCUAACUACAAAUUACGUUAACGUCUCAGACCUUAUUACGACUUAACGCUUUGCAGCUACUGUUCUAUUACGGAUUACCUUGAUUUUUUGGUGGUUUUCUACGUAUUAUGAAGACUGAGUGAAAAGGUCUGAUUACGCCUUACAUAAAACGUCAUGCAGGCCCCAAGAAAAAUCCCACCAUUCCUCGCGCGAACGAUAACAUUCGACUUGUCUCUAUAAUAUUUUUGUCUAUAUCGAUCUGAAGUUGUACCGGGGUAUUUACUAGUACCUUAUUUGCGAAAUGCCUAGACGUAAGAAGAAAAAAUUGACUGAGAGGUUGAGUGCAUGGAAGGAAGAGCAAAAAACGGAGAAGCAGCCCUGCCAGCAGGAUGACAAGCAAGCAGAGGUAGAGUCAGUACAGGAAGUAGAGUCAGGAGUACAGGAGCCAGCUGAAAUGCUCAUGGAGGUGGAGGUAAGUGGGGACGAGCCAGUUGAUGACCAGGAUGUACAGGAAACAGGGGCCUGGGAUAAUGAAGAAGGUUUCAUUUUUGACCCUUUUACAGGGGAAGAUCAAUUGAAUGUGGCCAGUAUGGUAAACAGGUAUGCCCAAAAUGAAAAUGAAAUCAUUACUGUUAAAGAAUACCACAAUAUGGAGCAGAGGAAUGUCCCUUUGAAGACACCUUGUAGUAGCGGUAUUGUUCCAAUACGAGGAGAUGGGAAUUGUUUUUAUAAUGCAAUUAGUUACAAUAUCUGUGGCACCGAAGAAUAUCAUAAAGUACUAAGGCAGCAUUUGAUAAAGUUUAUGUCAACAUUGCCUGAGAAUGUUUACAGGUCUUGGUUCGAUGGAGGACUAACCAUGUGUCAGUACCUGAACCGUCGAGAUGAGAGAGGGAAACGUCCAGGAGAUCUUGGUGCAUGGGCCUCACAGGUAGAAAUGGAUGCAAUGGCUUUAUUCUUGGGAGUACGCAUCUAUUUGUACACUAAGUACGGCAAGGAGUGGACGUGGUUUAAGUACCCAUCAAACGAAAGUAUUGGUGAUCAAAUCUUGUUGGAACCAGGUAAUGCUAUAUACCUCAAUCAUGCAAACCAAAAUCACUUUGAAGUUGUCACAAAAGUAUGGAGCUGUCAAGAGACAAGGAGUACGACACUUUGCCAGGGUGAAGAAUCUACAGAGGUCUCGCCAGUCACUAGCAGCAAGAGAAAGACCACACUGAAUGAUAACGUUGAGGACCGCAAGAAGGCCAAACGGGAACGAGAAAGGAAACGGUACCAGGAGGAUGAGAAGUAUGCCCAGUCUCAACGGGACAGGAAGAAGACAAGAUAUCACACUGAUGAACAGUACGCCCAAGAGAAGCGAGACAAAACAAAGGAACGGUAUCACACUGAUGAAGAACAUGCACAGGCUGAAAGGGAUAGAAAGAAGGAACGGUAUCACACUGAUGAAGAACAUGCACAGGCUAGAAAGGGAUAG